UCAGUUGUAGAGUCGUUUUAAUGCGUCAGAGGCGUAACCGAGUACGACUUUGCAAGUUUAUUUGCAUGUUGUGAAAUUUUAAAACGCGCUUUCUCACUGUAAAAAAUAUUUAUUUCGAGGCAAUGGCGCUGCUCAGAGGAUUGACUGUGUUAAAUAGAGUUUCUCCAAACAGCUGCUUCAUGACAGCACGACUUUUUGGAAAUGGGACAAACACUUUAUACCAGACCGAUCCUCCCCACGCUAGAUUCUUCCCACCUUCUGAAGGUGCUAUGCUUCUCCCAGGAACUUACAAAAACAAAGUGGCCUUCAUCACCGGAGGAGGAACAGGACUUGGAAAAGCCAUGACCACCACUCUGUCUUCACUUGGAGCAGAGUGCAUGAUAGCCAGCAGAAAUCUUGAUGUUUUGAAGAAGACAGCAGAUGAAAUCUCACAGCAGACAGGAAACAAGGUUCAUGCCGUCCAGUGUAAUGUUAGAGACCCUGCAUCAGUGGAGGCUGCUGUCGAUCGACUUGUAAAUGAUGUCGGCUUGCCUGAUGUGGUGAUAAACAAUGCUGCUGGAAACUUCAUCUCUCCUUCAGAGAAUCUCUCUCCCAAUGCCUGGAGAACCAUCACUGACAUAGUGCUGAACGGCACUGCAUAUGUCACUCUAGAAAUCGGGAAACGCCUCAUCAAAGCUGAGAAAGGUGCUGCUUUUCUGGCCAUCACCACAAUCUAUGCUGAGAGUGGCUCAGGAUUUGUUGUGCCAAGUGCUGCUGCUAAAGCUGGAGUGGACAAGCUUUGCACGUCUCUGGCAGCAGAAUGGGGAAGAUAUGGCAUGAGAUUCAACGUUAUUCAACCAGGACCCAUCAAAACCAAGGGCGCCUUUAGCAGACUGGAUCCCAUCGGUACAUUUGAGCAGGUGUUGUUAGAGAAUGUAGCCGUGGGUCGUCUGGGAACUCCUGGAGAGAUCGCCAACCUUGCUGCCUACCUCUGCAGCGAUUAUGCCAGCUGGGUUUCAGGCGCGAUCAUUCGAAUGGAUGGCGGUGAAUAUGUCUCGCUAGCUGGCGAGUUUAAUGGCAUGAAAGCGGUCACAAAGGAGCAAUGGGCCAUAAUGGAGGCAAAAAUCAGAAAUACAAAAGGAUCAUAAACCUCUGCGGUACUGUGGUAAUUUGGCACCAGAUUUCAUUCUCCCAUUGUAACACAGAGGAUCAACUAUUUUGAAACAUGAUUGUGUAAAUUGUGAUUUAAAUUGUCUUGGCACACAAAAAUGUUCAUCCAUUUGAUGUUUUUAAGCUGUGCCAAAUUUUUGACCAGUCUGCCAUUUCUGCCUUAACUAUCCAUUGUAACAAUGGUUACAAUUACAUUAAUUAUGCUGUAAACUUGAAAGGUUGCCUUUUUAGUAGGUAUGAUUGUUUGGUAUACAUUAACUUGUUUCAUGCUUAGAAAUGAAUUCAGUAAAAAAAAAAAAAAAAAAAUAUAUAUAUAUAUAUAUAUA
Puntigrus tetrazona (Sumatra barb) is the source of this 1475-nucleotide messenger RNA. It is a transcript of the gene decr1, whose product is annotated as 2,4-dienoyl CoA reductase 1, mitochondrial. Lineage: Eukaryota; Metazoa; Chordata; Actinopteri; Cypriniformes; Cyprinidae. Gene Ontology annotation, cellular component: mitochondrion. Bases 123 to 1127 code for a protein of 334 amino acids. Gene Ontology annotation, molecular function: 2,4-dienoyl-CoA reductase (NADPH) activity. The transcript is spliced from 10 exons. Gene Ontology annotation, biological process: fatty acid beta-oxidation. The record is from RefSeq and is a predicted model, not a curated record.